Molecule: messenger RNA, 1325 nt
Organism: Vigna unguiculata (cowpea)
Lineage: Eukaryota; Viridiplantae; Streptophyta; Magnoliopsida; Fabales; Fabaceae
Source: RefSeq, a predicted model, not a curated record
CCAUGCCUACAUAUACCUACCCUCUUCUCUCACUGCUUAAAACCUUUCAUCUUCAAAAACACUGUCAUCAUCACUGUUCAUUCCUAACUCCUCUCACCCUUCAAACAUUUCAAUUCCAGUACAAAAACGUAUCGAGAUCUCCAACAAUACCACCUAAAUAAUACUAUAAAAAUUGAAUGACAUAAAAAAAAAUACUGCUACCAUGUUGUUAGCAUUUAGUAUAUUAUGUUGGUAAUAUAUAAAGGAAGGUUAUAAGUUUAAAAGAGCAGAAGUAAAAGAGUUAGUUCCAACAAAGAACAGUGGUAGUUACUGUGACAGUGAGUGAGAAUGAGAAGGACUAGGUUUUAACUUUUAACCCUUUGGUUUUGGGUUGGAAGCAUAAUAACCUCUCCCAACAAACGAUGUACCAACGUUCUUGUCGGGAGAAACACCGAGAGACCCACCUUUUCUUCCUCCGCUAGCAACCAUGGGAGACUACGAAAGCAGCCACAACCACCACCACAGCAACCACCAACAACAACCGGUGUCAAAAGAAACAGCGUUUCAGGCGCUGAACACCAUAAUCCAGCUUCACUUCGAGAAGACCCUGGAGAAGAAACGGGCCAUAGACCUUCAGAAGAAGGAGCUUCACAAGCUUUUCCAGAUUUUCUUCAUCUUCCUCGCUCUCCUCUUCCUCGCCCAGUCCCAGUCCUCGCGCCUCCAAUGCCGCCACUGCUGGAUCCCCAUCACGCUGCUCUCCAUCGCCCACCUCAUCUUCUACGUCUCCGUCGCGCAGACCCUCCGCUGCAUCAACGGCUUCAAGUACCAGCGCCGCUGCCACAAGCUCACCCUCGGCCUCGCCACCGAGAAGCUCCGGGAGAUCAAGAUCAGGCUCGGCGCCGCCAACGGUGCUGACUACGACGGUGUUGCCGAUGAGGAGUUCGAGAUUCACUACCAGGAACCCCCCGAGAGCUACUUCGGAAAGUUUAAGAGGAAUUGGGCACUUCAUUUUGGGUUCUUGAUCUUGAUCUACGCUUUUAUGAUCUCUUCCUCUGUUGUUCUUUUGUGUUUUUAAUCAAGGGUGCUCUUUUAUUAGUUUAGUGAGAUUGACAGAGAUGUGCCAAAUUAUGGUUCUGGGUAUAGAUUUUGUAUGAUUUGAAUGAUGGAAUUGGUUAUUUCCUCUCAAGUGUUUGCUCUGAAAUCAAAUCCAUUCUCAUUUCAAUCUCUCAUCGUUCCUUAUGCAUGUGUAAUUCUUCUUGUUCUACUUUUAUUUAGACCAAAAGUCAUUUUCUAUUACUGUACCUGUAUCUUUAUAGUAGCCUAUGAGUAUAUUCUAUUCUUAUUCA